Lycium ferocissimum is the source of this 1571-nucleotide messenger RNA. RefSeq lists its product as uncharacterized. The record is from RefSeq and is a predicted model, not a curated record. Gene Ontology annotation, molecular function: protein binding. NCBI's taxonomy places the organism in Eukaryota, Viridiplantae, Streptophyta, Magnoliopsida, Solanales, Solanaceae. The transcript has 9 exons. Bases 284 to 1135 code for a protein of 283 amino acids.
UGGUGGCCAAAACAGCUCAAAAAAACAUUUCUUACAAAAACUCAUAUGCAAACUCAGUUUAUGGAAGCUCCACCUUGUUUCUUUGUUGAAAGCUUUUAACAAAAUUAGGUAAUUUUAUCCAAUUUCAGUGGUCUGAGAUUAUUCAUUUGUUGGAACAUAAGGAGCUGACUGUUACUAUAAUGCUAUAGUGAUGGGAAGCCAUUGCUAAAGAUGAAAAGACAAGGAGCAUUUGAGGGGUCGUCAUUUGUAUAUAUCGGGAUGUGGAACCCUUGGCAGGAAGAUAAUGUUCAGAUCAUCCCUUCUAAAGGCUGUGUCUAAACAGCUCAGUUAUCAUCCAGCUGUCACUAAACAGCUCUGUCGUCAUCCUUUCCAGUUUCAUUCAGAGAGAGGAAUGCACAGCAGAAAUAAGAAGGCAAUGGAGUUCAUAGCUAAAGGGUGGAAUGCUCUGCAGGAAGUUGAUAGAGUAAUUGAUUACUGUGAGAUGAAUGACAAACGUCUCAUUCCUUCACUUAAGACAGCAAAGGAGAAUUUUGAGUUGGCCCUGGAAGCAGACAACUCAAAUACGCAUGCGAGAUAUUGGCUUUCAAAACUUCAUCUCAAGUACCAUGUCCCUGGGGCAUGCAAAGCUGUAGGGGCUGCUUUGUUGGUGGAAGCUGCAGAGAUGGGUGAUCCAGAAGCUCAAUUUGAAUUAGGUUGCCGUUUAAGAGUUGAGAAUGAGUAUGUGCAAUCAGAUCAGCAAGCAUUUUACUACUUGGAGAAGGCUGUUGACCAGUUGCAUCCAGGUGCACUUUACCUCUUAGGUGCUGUGUAUCUUACUGGGGAUUGCGUGAAAAAAGAUGUUGGCUCUGCAUUGUGGUGCUUCCAUAGAGCGUCUCAGAAGGGUCAUGCUGGAGCAGCUGUAGCUUGUGGAUCCCUUCUACUCACUGGUGUGGAACUUCCAGAAUCAAUAACAAAAUUUUAUAUGAAGAGGGGGUCAUCAAGCAGAAUUUCAAGGAGGAAUGGAGUUGAUCCUGAGCUUAAUCCGAUUGAUCUGGCCCGAGAACAAUUUGAAAUUGCUGCAAAAGCAGGAUCUGACCUUGGAUUUAGAUGGUUACAAAGACUUGACGAGGAAUUGAAACGUCUGCAGUCUUCCUAGUUCAUGAAUAUCAGAGACUCUAAAAGAGUCUAUUGAUUAUGUACCUACGUGGAAAAAGUUUGAAACUAUAUAUCUGAUGUAAGACAGCUCGUAUUCGUUCAUUUUAGAUUGAGAUUGUGUUGGAAAAGAGUGACAAAUUCGAUGAUGAGUCGAUGGCUGCUGCUGCUGAUAUAUCUAGGGAAUGAUGAGGAACAGAGUUAAGAGCAAGCUGAUUUUUCAACGUUUGUUUGUUGUAUGUCCUUAAUUAGGAAAAGUUGAAUUUUUGGAGUCAGCUUUUUGGUGCAAGAAAAAGAGAGGGAAUUUGUUAGGAAUAUAGUGUUUUCUGCUAGGGAAGUUUUUUCGCUUAAUAUCUUUGGCCUUUUUGCUGAAUGUAUAUUAUGGCUUGAUCAUGGAAUGCUGAAAAGUGAAUAAGAGAUGAUUGAUUGUUUCUCUUAAA